Molecule: messenger RNA, 1948 nt
Organism: Monopterus albus (swamp eel)
Lineage: Eukaryota; Metazoa; Chordata; Actinopteri; Synbranchiformes; Synbranchidae
Gene: ptdss1b
Product: phosphatidylserine synthase 1b
Exons: 13
Coding region: 150-1544 (464 amino acids)
Biological process (GO): phosphatidylserine biosynthetic process
Molecular function (GO): L-serine-phosphatidylethanolamine phosphatidyltransferase activity
Source: RefSeq, a predicted model, not a curated record
CCCCUGUUUUUUGUUCUGUGGUUCAGUCCAUCAUUUGGGUUGUGGCUUGUGGAGCUGUAGUCGUGUCUUUGCGUUUGUUUUCACAACCUCUAUUUUUAGCCAUUUAAGCCCACAUUGGUAUAAUUCAGAAAGUAACACACACUAGAAGCAUGGCAGCCGCUGUCACCCCCCGAACACCGCGGAAGGAUGAUAGCAACCAUAGGUUACAUUUCCGAAUGAUAAACGAGCAACAAGUGGAAGAUAUCUGCAUUGACUUUUUCUACAAGCCACACACUAUCACACUGCUGACGGCUACUGUGCUCAGUCUCAUGUACUUUGCAUUUACCAGGGAUGAUAAGCAAUCAGACGACAACCUCCGAGUUGGUUUAUUAGUGGUUGUUUCCUUCUUCCUGGUCAUCAGUGUCCUGGCCUUUCCUAAUGGACCUUUUACCAGGCCACACCCGGCAAUAUGGCGAAUGGUGUUUGGUCUCAGUGUUCUCUACUUCCUAUUUCUUGUCUUCCUCAUCUUCCUCAACUGGGAGCAAGUGAAGACUUUGAUGUACUGGUUGGACCCUAAUCUGCGUUAUGCCACACGGGAAGCUGACAUCAUGGAAUAUGCUGUAAACUGUACAGUGAUAACAUGGGAGCGCAUCCUGAGCCAUUGUGACAUCUUUGCAUUUGGCCACUUUGCAGGCUGGGCUAUGAAGGCUCUCCUAAUCCGCAGCUACAGCCUGUGUUGGACCAUCAGCAUCACCUGGGACCUGUCUGAGUUGUUCUUCAUGCACCUUCUGCCAAAUUUUGCGGAGUGCUGGUGGGAUCAGGUGAUACUGGACAUUCUGUUGUGUAAUGGAGGAGGCAUCUGGAUGGGUAUGACAGUCUGCCGCUUUUUGGAGAUGAGGACCUACCACUGGGCCAGUAUCAAGGAAAUCCACACCACCACAGGGAAAAUAAAGCGAGCUGUGCUCCAAUUCACACCAGCCAGUUGGACUUAUGUGCGCUGGUUUGACCCAAAGUCCUCCUUUCAGAGGCUAGCAGGCAUCUACUUCUUUAUGAUCCUAUGGCAGCUGACUGAGCUGAACACAUUCUUCCUCAAGCAUAUCUUCAUAUUCCAGGCAUCUCACCCACUCAGCUGGUGUCGUAUCCUCCUCAUUGGAGUCAUCACUGCACCGACUGUACGGCAAUAUUAUGCAUACCUGACAGACACUCAGUGUAAACGUGUUGGCACACAGUGUUGGGUGUUUGGAGCUAUCGCGUUCCUGGAGGCUCUUGCUUGUGUGAAAUUUGGUCAUGAUUUGUUUUCCAAGACACAAAUACGCUAUGUACUCCUGUGGCUGAUCUGUCUGGCACUCAUCACACUUUUAUGCUUAUAUGGGAUGGUGUGGUAUGAACAAAAUAAAAUGAAGAGUGUUUCUUUGCAAAGUGAGGACUGUGAUGACAGCAGUGUUGUCAACUCAUGUGAUUUAGUCCCAGAUGGUACUGCAGGUCAGACGGAGUCCUUGAGAAGUUUACAGCCUACAAAACGGAGGAAUAGAUUAGUGAAUGGCCGUGGAGGGAAGAGACAAUAAACACCACCACUAAAGCAUCCAACAAGGGGUAUGCAGUAUGCACUUAAAUUUACUAAAUAAUUGUGGUUAAAGUUGUAUCAAGGAUUGAAUUAAUGCUAGAUGCCAAAAAGCAGACUUCAAAUUAGUCACAUCAGCAAGCCUUGAUAGAGCUGCACACUGGGGUGAAUAUGCACAGGAUUUUAAAGCAGAACAUUGCUUCACUUGGAUUGUAAAAAUUAACGUGCUAGACUAUGUGUUGUCCUGCACCCAACAAUUUGUGAAUGUUAUUAGAAUGCUUACGGACCAGUCAACACCACCACCCUGAGUACGUGCAUCCUACUGGCACUCUAAAUAUUACUGUGUACAGCUUUACUAGAGAAACUAAAGAUAAUUAUUGUUGUGUGUGGCAUUUUGUAAAUCAUUUG